AUGCAUGCAGCACCAUCAACACAUCCAAACCAAAUACGCUCCGCCUGUGAGCGCUGCCGUCGCCAAAAACUCCGAUGUUCUCGCCCCGUCGGCCCCAGCGCCAUAUGCGCUCGCUGCUCCCGUCUCAAUCUACACUGCCAAGCUGGUCUGCAGCGUCGCGUUGGCCGGCCCCCCAAGAAGGACGACGUGGUCGAAGCUGUGGAAAUCGUGCUUCACAGUGGUCGCAAUUCGCCGCAGCCAGCGGAUGAUGGCAUGCAGUUUAUCCAGGGUCUGUUGGAUGAUUCAACAUGGAAUCUUGAUCCUUUCUGCACUUACACGCCGGAGAGUCUUCCGUUUCCCAUGGAGACCUGGCCUUCUGUACAGACACUUGAUGCACCGGAUGUUGAGCAGCCUGUCAUUAGACCAACUGAGCAGUUGUUUGAGAAAUUGUCAAGACUAAACGCAGACAUCCACCGGGGAAGGGAGUUUGCGGCUCAGUUUGUGAGCAAUUCUGAUCUGCACGGGUUUAUUUGCAAGAUCCAUAAUACCAUGAAUGGAUAUGAGAAUGUGCAAAUGGCCUUGAGGACGGCACAGGAUUUUCUGGUUGUCCUGAAAACACUGCAUCGACAGCUUGGCACGCGUACUGUUUCCUGCUACGGCCGGCAGCCAUAUACAAACAAAACGAUACUAGCACUUGCGGCAGACACGUCGACAUCUUCCGCUUCACCAUCGCCCCCUCUCUCAUCAAGUAGCACAACGCCAACAUCAGGAAGCACUGCUCCCCAGCCUCCUCCUGUUUUUGAUUCACCAACCAUGUUUCUCAUCAUAUCGUGCUACGUCCAACUCGUCAAACAUCUUGAAUUUGUCCUGAAGUUAAUCUUCAAUUCAAUUUCGGAUCCACAGACUGAUUUGAUUGAUUCAGCUCCCAUGGCGUUUGCUGAAGUACCACUGGUUGAACCGUCGACCCAAUUUGUUCUCUUCUCCGAGCUUCUUCGGCAUGUUAUGAGUCAGAUCAAUUUGCUAGUUGGGUUCCCUAGCCCUUGGUCUAGUAAGAGUGCUUGGACAGGUUUGAUGACGUGUCAAAGGUACAAGGAUAUGCUCAAUUCUGAGCUGGGUGCUGUGGAGGGUGGGUGGACAACACGGCCAAGUAAGCUCAUGGAGUUGAACAGAAUAACCAAAGGCAUGCUUGAUGAGCUUUCCAUGGUGGGAGUGUACUAA
Fusarium pseudograminearum CS3096 is the source of this 1197-nucleotide messenger RNA. RefSeq lists its product as uncharacterized. Bases 1 to 1197 code for a protein of 398 amino acids. Gene Ontology annotation, molecular function: zinc ion binding; transcription cis-regulatory region binding; DNA-binding transcription factor activity, RNA polymerase II-specific. Gene Ontology annotation, cellular component: nucleus. The record is from RefSeq and is a predicted model, not a curated record. Gene Ontology annotation, biological process: regulation of DNA-templated transcription. The transcript has a single exon. Lineage: Eukaryota; Fungi; Ascomycota; Sordariomycetes; Hypocreales; Nectriaceae.